AUGUCUGAAAAGAAGCCCUAUGAAGAAGGUGGUGAAGAAGAGCCUGAACGAGGCCAUUGGGGACAUAAGAUGGAUUUUCUCCUGUCUUGUAUCGGCUAUGCUGUAGGUCUUGGCAACGUCUGGAGAUUUCCGUACUUGUGUGCCGCAAGUGGAGGCGGUGCUUUCUUAAUUCCUUACUGCAUCAUGUUGAUCCUUGUUGGUAUACCAAUUUUCUUUAUGGAAUUGACUAUUGGUCAGUAUUCACAAGAAGGACCACUCAAAGUUUGGGAAAAUAUCUUUCCAUUGCUAAAAGGAGUUGGUUAUGCUAUGUUAGUCUGCUCUUUUGGUGUUGGAAUUUACUAUAAUAUCAUCAUUGCAUGGUGCUAUUACUUUUUAUUUGCUUCCAUGCAAAGUAAAUUACCUUGGGCAAGCUGUGGUAAUCCGUGGAACACUGCUCUCUGCAGGACUAGCGUUACCCGUUGCCCAACAGCGAAUGUUACUAACACGACAGGAGUUGUUACUACUGUUGCUCCAACCACAAUGGCGAACAAUAUGACGAAUUUGACUGCUUGCAUUCCUAAAGGAUUUAAAGUCACUUCUCCUAGUGAAGAAUAUUGGAAUAAACAAGUAUUAGAUAUUAGCAAAGGAAUUGGUGAGGCAGGCCAUAUUCGUUGGCAUUUAGCUCUCUGCUUAUUACUUGCUUGGAUUGUUAUCUACUUUUGCAUCUUUAAAGGAAUCAAAUCCUCUGGCAAGGUCGUUUACUUCUCUGCUACCUUCCCUUAUGUUGUCUUGGUUAUUCUGUUGAUCCGUGGUGUUACCCUGAAAGGGCAUCUAGAAGGAAUUAAUUUCUAUCUCACGCCUCGAUGGGAGAAACUUUCAGAUGCAAAUGUGUGGGCUUCCGCUACUACUCAAAUUUUCUUCUCACUUAGUGUUGGAUUCGGAGGUUUAAUUACUAUGGCCAGCUAUAACAAGUUCUACAAUAAUUGCUUUAGGGAUUCUCUAACAGUAUCUCUCAUCAACUGUGGUACAAGUUUCUUUGCUGGUUUUGUAAUCUUUUCUGUAGUUGGUUUCAUGGCCAAUUCCUCAGGCAGACAAGUAUCUGAGGUUGCUGAUCAAGGUGUUAGCUUAGCCUUUAUCGUUUAUCCAGCUGCUGUAGCUGAAAUGCCUGUAUCGCAGUUAUGGUCGAUCAUAUUUUUCUUCAUGUUGAUCACCUUGGGUAUGGAUAGUCAGUUUGCAUUUAUGGAAACAAUCAUUACCGCUGCUGUUGAUGAAUACCCCAAAGUUUUAAGAGCUAAAAAAUGGUUCAUCUCCAUGAUUGGUUGUAUCACUCUCUACUUCUUGGGAUUGCCAUGCAUUACCCAAGCUGGUGCUUACGUCUUACAAUUGAUGGAUGAUCAUGUCGCUGGUAUCUCCCUGUUGAUCUUGUGCAUCUUUGAAGUUAUUGGCUGCGGUUGGGGCUACGGCGCCUUCCAAUUGAUGAAAGAUGUAGAAAAAAUGAUUGGCUAUAAACCAUUCUUGUAUUACUGGUGGAUAGGUUGCUGGAAGUUCUUGUCUCUUGCCACUUUACUAUUUGUUACAAUCUUUAAAAUUGUUGGUUAUAAGAAAUCUUCAUUUGGUGGUAAGCCCAUGCCCGAUUGGGCCGACGGUGUUGGCUGGUUUAUGGCCUGCUGUUCAAUGGUUUUCAUCCCAGGAGUUGCACUCUAUAAAAUGUUUACUACUGAUGGCUCUUGGAGUGAGCGUUUUCGAAUCUUGACAACACCUCGUGAUGACAAAUAUGGUGAUUUGCAAAUUAGCGCUGUCGAACAUGAGCUAAGAAAAGAAAACGGCCAUAAUAUGGAACAAACUGUUUAAAUAUGUAAGCAAGAGAUGAUUAAAAAGGGCGCAUCACCGAAUCCAUUUCAAACUAUUCCUUUUCUUUAAGUAAUAAUUCGAUGAAAUAUCCCGAUUAGUGUGUUUUUGUUUUUUUCUUAUUCAAGUAAAUUGUAUGUACUCGUAUGCUUAACAACGCAUGGGCUAUGGAUUAAUAGGCUUGAGCAGAACUAAUAUCUAUUUCAUUAAUUUCACUUGGUACGUAAUUUAAAUUCAACUUUUAUUUAUUCCUCUAUUAAUAUUAAAUUAGUCAAUAUACGUAUGACUAAGAGAUGAUAUCUUAAGCGUAGAGCUAGCUCCAUCGUAAGUCAUCAAAUUUAUUAUAGUAGCAUGGAAUGUUGGUUAAGUUUCAUUUUUGAUAAUUAAUAAGCCCAAUAUUAAUCCUUGUUAACGAUAGAAGUUAACCACUUAUUUUAACCUAAAAUCGAUGUAUUUGGUAUUGAUGAUAACAAGUGGCUUUUCUACAUCAUCUCAUUGCAUCAG
Molecule: messenger RNA, 2331 nt
Organism: Trichoplax adhaerens
Lineage: Eukaryota; Metazoa; Placozoa; Uniplacotomia; Trichoplacea; Trichoplacidae
Exons: 11
Coding region: 1-1830 (609 amino acids)
Biological process (GO): sodium ion transmembrane transport
Cellular component (GO): membrane
Source: RefSeq, a predicted model, not a curated record